Messenger RNA from Gadus macrocephalus (Pacific cod), 2837 nucleotides. RefSeq names its product THAP domain containing 7 (gene thap7). Lineage: Eukaryota; Metazoa; Chordata; Actinopteri; Gadiformes; Gadidae. The record is from RefSeq and is a predicted model, not a curated record. Gene Ontology annotation, biological process: regulation of DNA-templated transcription. Bases 944 to 2671 code for a protein of 575 amino acids. Gene Ontology annotation, cellular component: nucleus. The transcript has 5 exons.
CAUCAAGGGAUUCUUUCGUUCACGCACUGUGGCCAUAAUUCUUGGGGGAAAACAUGUGUUGUUAUGAUUGUCCUACCAUGUUUGACUCAUGUUUGAUGUGGUCAAACUGCGAAUUAUUGGGAUGCACAUUCUCAAAUAUCCUAACAUGAAUCUGAAGCUGUACUGGCCGUCAGCUUUAAUGAAGAGAUGUUGUGCCAAUGUCUCAUUCAGGGAGUUGCUGUUGUGUAGGCUAGAUACUCAUUGCACAUACACCAUCUACAUUUAGUCCAACAAUAAUACGAGGGGGUUAUAUACAAUAUCUGGCAAGGGGUUAGUAUUUUCUUCUCUCUCUUUUUUUUGUUCUUGAUAACAGUGGGGGUGGGUGCAUAUUUACAUUUUGACACUAGAUGGCGAUAAUGGGAUUCAGGUCGGCUAACUGCACCGUAGAGGAAGAAGCCCUGGAGCGGAAGAGAAGAACCGCCAUCUUCGUGAGGUCCAGAGCGUCAGCACAAAGGUCUUUACUGCAAUAUUCUCACCUAGAUAUCCGUUGUAGUUUCUGUAGUAUUCCGUUCAUGUUUGACUGUAUGUGACUGAGCGUUGCGUCCAACCCAUAUAAAUAUCAGGUACCACGAAAAGCCUAGUGUGGGUCAUGUUAUUGGUCAUUAACAGUGAGCUAAACCCUUGUACCAGCACUAAGAUGGAGACCACGACGUAACAUGUUGGUCAUUACACAUUUAUGUCGAACCGUCACAAAUUAAUGGUCAAAUUCAAAAUAUCCAAAAGCUAUUCGUUUCUCAAGUGCAAGUUAUUUCACUGAAAAUGAGCACUUGGCGACCAUCGGCCACCCAGACAACCAGUACCAACAUGCAGACAACCAGUUGUACCACCAUCAUGUGUCCUUAUCCUGGGUCACUGCAAGUCAGGUCAUUUCCUUAAAGGAGACACAGCAACGAAGUACCUUCUGAUGCCUCGACAUUGCUCAGCUGGAGGCUGCAAAUCUCGCGAUAACCGUGAAACUCGCAAGGCUGGCAUUACUUUUCACAAAUUGCCCAAGGGAGCCAGCCGAAGGAAUUUAUGGAUUACAAAUUCACACCGCAAGGGUCUUUGGGACCCCCAAACAGACUUUGUUUACUUCUGCUCAAAACACUUUACUCCAGAAAAUUUUGAGCUCACUGGAUACAGUGGAAUCCGCAGGCUGAGAGAGGAUGCCUUCCCUACCGUGUUUGAUGCGUCGCUGGGGCCCAAACGCAAAGGGCCCGGCCGCCCUCGGAAGAAGGAAGCGCUUCAUCUUAGACAGAAGCCACCGGUCACAAUCAAAGAGGACCGCGUGGAGGCCGAGAACGGGGAGGACAUCCGUGACCCCCCACCGUUAAAGCAGGAGAAGGCCGGCCUGUGUGCGGAGGCCGAUGUCUUCCACCCGCCGGCCUGUUUGGACGAGGCCACCUCCGAGGCCCAGCCCGUCUCCUUGACGGACGGCUGUCCCUCUCCUCCGGUCCCCCGAGAGUCUCCGCCCGCCGAGUGCCCCGCCUCCCCGUCCCGCUACAUGCGGCGCCUGCCCCCUGCCCCUGGGUUCUACCUGCGGAGGGAGCACAGCUACGCCCAGCUGUGUCCCCUGCUGUGGCGGCGGCGCUGCGAGCGCGCGGUGGACUGCCUGGAGAAGGCCCUGCGGCAGCUGAGCGCCGCGCGGCGCCGGGAGAACCGGCUGCGGAGCACGCUGUCCCGGCUCCGGGAGAAGCGGCUGCGGCCCGCGGGGCCGGACGACGGACCGAGGGCCAGGAGGGGCUGGCUGGGCGGCGGGCGGCUGAGGGGGGCCGCCGCCGCCCGGGCCGGGGGCGACGGCUCGCUCUGGGCCCAGCCGGAGGAGAGCGAAGGGGAGAUGGAGAGCGAGGAGGCCGGGCUUGGGGAGCACGCCGCGGAGGACGAGGACGUGGGGGAGUACUGUUUCAGCUGCAACAGAGCAGGGGACGGCUGCUGCGACGGAGGUCCGCGCUCUGUUUCCAGGGCUGCAGAUAGAAGGGAACUCUCUGGUGCGCGCCGUGGCGUGGCGAGGUCUCAAGAGGAGGGCUGCACUUGGCUGCCGCUCCUUAAACCCCCCGGAAGUGACGAGGACAGGUUUAUAAAUGGCGAAGGGAAGGCCGUCAUUCAUGAACACCGAUUGAGUUCUCCAGAGUUGGUGGUGAACACUGAUCAUGUGCAGCUCAUGGUUCUGGAGGCACCGCUCGGAGACGGGUUUAAAACGAGUCAUCUUCAAAGCGCCUUAAUGCUGCCCCCCUCCCGGAGCCUACUGCAGGGCCAGGCUCAGGCGGGCCUCCAGCGCCCGGCUCUGGCCGACUUCGGUGCCAUGGUGGGUCAAGCCAAGGGUGCAGCGCUUUACAAGGAGCCCUGCCAGCAAGUGUUUUUUGUGCAGGAGAGCACAGAGGGACAGCUGUUGCUCGUGCCCGCCACCACCCAGGACAGAUUAAAAGGUGUGGACAGCACUGAUGAUGGGGCUGGAAAUAUGCAAACUCUACUGGAGCCACACCUGACCUUCCAGACGGAUUUAGGGCUGGUUCCAGAAGACAUACCGAACAGAGGCUUGGAGCCGUCCAAUGGGAAUGUUCUGGGUACAGUCGUGAGAGAAGAUGUGAGGGAAAAACUAAAGGAACAUUUGGAAGGUUUUCAGCUACAGCUCAGUACUGAGUACAUCACUUGAAGAAACGUGGCAUUGUCAGUUUCAUAUGGAGCCCAUUAUUUUUUUGUUUACUAUAUGAUAAAUGAUAGGAUAUAUGUAUAUAUGAAAUAUUUAAUGAAUGUUUGAGUGUUUCUGAGAUGUUUGCAAAUAAUUGACCUAAUAAACCUGAAAUUAAUGCCAAAAUCAA